AUGCAGGUGGAGAUUCUGUUACGGAUGCCUCUGAAAACCCUAGCGAAAGCCAUCUGCGUCUCGAAGAAAUGGGCAUCCACAAUCCGGUCCAAACACUUCAAAGAUCUCUACUUGCUCCAAUCCGCGAAAAGGCCACGAGCGUUGUUCGUCUACUUUGCCAUUGGAUCCGACGCGUUGCUACGCUCUGUUUAUCAGGAGGAGAAACCCUUGUUUUCGUCUGGUCAACAACAAAUGCUGGUGAGUAUUGAUCGAGAAGCAGAUUAUGUGUUUUCUCAUCCCGUGAGAGGUUUGGUUUGUCUUCAAUGGGGAGCCAAGACUGUGAUUUGCAAUCCGGGUGCGAGAAAGAUUCUGACUUUACCAGAGAUCCAAAAACGUACAGUUGCAGAUUGGGGCACAGCGGCCUAUCUCGGAUACGAUGAGGUCACAGAUGUAUACAAGGUUUUGUGUAUGCGAGUGCAAGAAGCUAAGGAGUGUCAAGUUUUCACGGUGGGAUCGGGUGGUGAUGAGUCGUGGAGAUGGAUCAUAUGUAAGCAUCCUCACACACCACUCACAAACGCAAUAUGCAAAGGAGGAGUUUUGUACUAUGGGGCUUGGUACAGAGAUGAAAAACACUUCAUAGUGAGUUUCAAUGUGACGUCUGAAGAGUUCAACGUCAUAGAUUUGCCUGAGGGAAUCAAAACUGAUGCUUAUUCCAACAUGGUGAAUUACAAUGGGGAAAUAGCCUUGGUGAAUGAAACUGCAGGAAAUUGGAGGACAAACCGGAUCGAGGUUCAUCAUUGGGAAGAAGAAUCUGCUGGAGAUCUAACAUUUUGUUUCAGAGGUACUGUUGGAACAGGGGAGCUUGUUUUCACACCAGACUAUGAGCCUCAAGGACCAUUCUUUGUCUUGUAUUACGAUACAGUCACGAAAAAGCUCACAAGAGUUGAGAUCCAAGGAGUGGCUGGAACUGGGGAUCAUAUGGUUCGAACCUUCUUGGAUCAUGUAGAUAGUCCUUUGCUUAUGUAA
Microthlaspi erraticum is the source of this 1005-nucleotide messenger RNA. NCBI's taxonomy places the organism in Eukaryota, Viridiplantae, Streptophyta, Magnoliopsida, Brassicales, Brassicaceae. The record is from the annotation of a GenBank genome assembly.